Phytophthora nicotianae INRA-310 is the source of this 453-nucleotide messenger RNA. RefSeq lists its product as hypothetical. NCBI's taxonomy places the organism in Eukaryota, Oomycota, Peronosporomycetes, Peronosporales, Peronosporaceae. The transcript is spliced from 4 exons. The record is from RefSeq and is a predicted model, not a curated record. The coding region runs from base 1 to 453 and encodes 150 amino acids.
AUGAAAGAGUACGAGCGCAUCGAAUGGUUAUCAGGGCCUAAACAACUCAGUGAGGCAAAAAUCUUGCACAUCGAGAAAGAUGUGGCAUUCCAUCUUGGCGAGUUGCAGCGAGGUUUUGCCGACGGAUCGCUCGACGAAAAUGAAAUUGAGAAUAUUGACGAAACCCACUUCAUCGUAGACUUUGACAACGGCAAGACGCUUGGCUCUUCUGGCGACAAGACUGUCAAGUAUGCCGACGUCGUAUCUGGAGAUGAAGGAAUGGCAAUGGUCGUCCGUCUAUCCGGAGGCCCAAGCGCGCGUUAUUUCCCACCUACAGACCUCUGCCAACCAGCGGACUCGUUCGUAAUCUCUAAGAUAAAGGACGCAUGGAAGGUCAAGUGGAACGAAAAGAAGACGGAAUUGACCAAAGCGAGUUGUUGGCAAAAUAAGAUUAAGAAGGAUGCACUUAAGUAA